Molecule: messenger RNA, 2050 nt
Organism: Physella acuta
Lineage: Eukaryota; Metazoa; Mollusca; Gastropoda; Physidae
Product: phosphatidylinositol transfer protein beta isoform
Biological process (GO): phospholipid transport
Cellular component (GO): cytoplasm
Molecular function (GO): phosphatidylinositol binding; phosphatidylcholine intramembrane carrier activity; phosphatidylcholine binding
Source: RefSeq, a predicted model, not a curated record
AUCUAGAAGAUCUAGACUCUAUAUUCUAUUCCUUGUUUGACACAUUUGUUCUAGACUAUGCUAUCUCGAUUAUGAUUAUUUUAUGUAGAUCUAGAUCUAACUACUGAAGGAUAAUCUAAUAAUAUCUCAUUAUCUAGACCUAGAUCUAGACUAAAUGGACCCAAGUCAACGCACUCUACUCACUUUACCGUGUUCAGUUUGUUUACCUGUAAAAUAAAAUCAUUUUUAAAAUGGCAUGAUAAGAUAAGAUGGAAAAUAGUUUAUGAAGUUUUAGAACACACCUAUUAAAAAUUGAUGUCAUAAGUCGAUAUAACUUCAUUUAUGUGUCUGAUGGUUUAAAGAUAAAUAAUGUUUUAUAUAAGAAAAAUGCCAAAAUGCAAGUACAGCCUCACUCCAUAAAAGAGUUCCGUAUCGUUCUUCCAAUGACAGUAGAUGAGUAUCAGGUUGGUCAGCUGUGGUCUAUCGCAGAAAGCAGUAAAAAUGAAACCGGUGGUGGAGAUGGUGUAGAGGUGAUAAUUAAUGAACCAUUUAAUGACAUUAAUUAUGUGCCUAGUCCAAAGAUGAAAGCCAAUGGAAAGUAUUUUCUCUCUGGUCAAUUUACGCACAAAAUCUACCACUUAGCUCAAAAAGCCCCAUCUUUUGUCAAAGUCUUAGCACCAAAGGGUUCCAUGAAAAUUCAUGAACUGUCCUGGAAUGCAUACCCAUACAGUCGUACAAUUCUUACGAAUCCAGAUUAUAUGAAGGAAGCAUUUUACAUAAUAAUUGAGUCGUUCCAUGCAGCAGAUACAGGAGAACUUGAAAAUGUUCAUGGUUUAGAAGGUAGAGAUUUAGAACAAAGACAUGUGGUAAUGAUUGACAUUGCAAAUGACCCAGUGGAUCAUGCGGAUUAUCAUCCUGAAUGGGAUCCAUGUUUGGUAGGCUCAAUCAAAGCGAAUAGACCACCACUUCCACAUGACAACACUGGAGAAUGGAUGAAAACAGUUUCCCCUGUCAUGUGCUGCUAUAAAGUUGUCAAAGUUUGGUUCAAAUGGUUUGGACUUCAGAAGAGAAUGGAAUCUUUUAUUCUCUCACAAGAAAGACGUCUGUUUCUAGCUUUCCAUCGUCAAGUCGUCUGCUGGCAAGAUCAUUAUCAUGGAAUGUCAUUAAUUGAUAUUAGGAAGCUGGAAAAUGAAGUUACAAUGGAGUUAGAAAAGCAAAUAAAAGAAGGACCUGUUCGAGGCAGAGCAAUACAUGAGCUACAGGGAUGAUGAAAUCAAGUCAUGGAAAUCAUCCUAACACCGUCAUCAAGACUUUGUGAAGAACUACUUCUCCAUAAUAUUUUACUUCUGUUGUUUUUUUUUUAAAUUUAAUUAAUUAGAAGUUUUUAAUUGCAUAAAAUUAAAUGUUGAACUUGUUUAAGCCACAAAAAUAAAUUUUUAAGGCAAUCAUUUUAACCAAUGCUUCAAACUUAAAAUGUUUAGACCUUUAAAAUUUAGGUUGAUUUCUUAGCACUAAAUUAGGAUUAAUUUUCAAAAUCAAAAUUAAAGUGAUUUAUAUGUUAAUAAUAAUAUGUAGCUGCUAUAUUUAAAAAAAUCUAAGCACUUUCAUAAUAACUCAAAUUCUGUUAAGUAAAAAAUAAUAAUUAAAAGCAGUAUUAUCAAUUCAUAUUUUUAAACUGAACCUACAUUAAUUAGUGCAAUACUGAAAUAGACUACUAUAUUACCACAAGGUUAUAUUUACUUUAUUAAGCUCAAUUUAGAUAAUAAUAAAUAUAGCCUGCAUAGCUAAAAUAAUAGGAAACCAUAAUUGAACUGACAUUCUCAAAAGAAAGUAGCCUUUGGAUGUAGUGAUUUUUUAUUUUAUCAAAUUUCAUACUGUACUUUUCUAUUCUUUUUUUUUUUUAAUAAAUUGCAUAAAUUCAUUUUUUUCUUGACAUAAAAGAUAAAUUUUGUUCAUAGUGUAUUUAUUUUUUUAGAAAAAAGUGCUAAAAUUUUGUCCCUUCAAUUUGUCAUUCUACUUGUGUUUUCUAUAAACUGUUAGUAUUUAAAAUAAACAUGGCUUUAUAAAAGCA